GCCGCGCUCGGCCGCCAGCACUAAAGAUGGAGAGGCGCCGGGGCCUCGCAGGGGAGGGGGCUCGGCGUUGACGUGGAACGCGGCGGAGGCGCCGCAGCCGGUGGUGAUUUGCUAACCUCGCAGCACAGAGGAGUUAAGGGCGAUGAGAGCGGGUACUGCGAACUGCCGGGCUAUGCCGCCGCCGCCGCCGUAAUACCGAGAGCAACAGUUCCACCACAACACCCCUCCCAGACACAGACACACACACACCCCCACAGGCACGCACACCCACCCCAGAGCGCACGGCUCGGCAGCGGCCUUUCUGUCUAGCUGACCCUGCAAGGCCAUCCUGCCCUAACACACAGAGACCAGAAGGAAAGACAGCCUCAUGCCUAAGCCCCGGACAGUGCCAUGGAUCUGACAAAGAUGGGCAUGAUCCAGUUGCAGAACCCCAGCCACCCCACGGGGCUGCUGUGCAAAGCCAACCAGAUGCGGUUGGCAGGGACUCUGUGUGAUGUGGUCAUCAUGGUGGACAGUCAAGAGUUCCAUGCUCACCGCACAGUCCUGGCCUGUACCAGCAAGAUGUUUGAGAUCCUUUUUCACCGAAACAGCCAGCACUACACCUUGGAUUUCCUGUCGCCAAAGACCUUCCAGCAGAUCCUGGAGUAUGCCUACACAGCCACCCUCCAAGCUAAGGCUGAGGACUUGGAUGACCUGCUCUAUGCAGCGGAGAUCCUGGAGAUUGAGUACCUGGAAGAACAAUGUCUGAAGAUUCUGGAGACCAUCCAGGCCUCGGAUGACAAUGACACAGAGACCACCAUGGCAGAUGGUGGUGCUGAGGAGGAAGAGGACCGAAAGGCCAGGUACCUCAAAAAUAUCUUUAUCUCAAAGCAUUCCAUCGAGGACAGUGGGUACGCCGGCGUGGCUGGGCAGCACCUCCCUGGAGCCGUGGCAGAGCAGAACCCUUCUGUGUCCACUUCUUUUGGCCUGGCAGCCAUGAGUCCCACCAAGGCUGCUGUGGAUAGCUUGAUGAGCAUCGGACAGUCUCUCCUCCAGGGAGCCCUGCAGCCACCUGGGGUGCCGGAUGAGUCUAGCUUAGCCACUGUUGGGCGGCACCCUGGGGUGGCAGAGGUAAAGACUGAGAUGAUGCAGGUGGAUGAAGUGCCUGGUCAGGACAGCCCGGGGGCAGCUGAGUCCAGCACCUCAGGUGGGGGUGGGGACAAGGCUGAGGAGAGGAGCAAGGAUGGUCCUGGGACCCCCACUAGGAGCAGUGUUAUCACCAGCGCUCGGGAGCUGCACUAUGGACGGGAGGAGAGUAUAGAGCCGCCGGUGCUCCCUGCUGAAGCCAGCCAGGGCCCUCCUGGUCGGCCUGAGCACUCCGUUGCCUCGGCUGAGAAGCACCUGGGCAUCUAUUCCGUUCUUCCCAAUCACAAGGCGGACUCGGUACUGAGUGUGCCGUCCUCCAUGACCUCAACCCUGCACAUGCAGCCAGCAGCACUGGCUGUCUCCAUGGACUUUAGCACCUAUGGUGGGCUACUGCCCCAGGGCUUCAUCCAGAGGGAGCUCUUUAGCAAACUGGGCGAGUUGGCUGUGGGCAUGAAGACUGAGAACCGGGCCAUGGGGGAGCAGUGCAGUGUCUGUGGGGUUGAACUUCCCGACAAUGACGCUGUGGAGCAGCACAGGAAGCUGCACAGUGGGAUGAAGACUUACGGGUGUGAGCUGUGUGGGAAGCGGUUCCUAGAUAGUUUACGACUGAGAAUGCACUUACUGGCUCAUUCAGCUGGUGCCAAAGCCUUCGUCUGUGAUCAGUGUGGUGCCCAGUUCUCCAAGGAGGAUGCGCUGGAGACACACAGACAAACACACACAGGCACUGACAUGGCCGUCUUCUGUCUACUGUGCGGAAAGCGCUUCCAGACUCAGAGUGCACUCCAGCAACACAUGGAGGUCCAUGCAGGUGUUCGCAGCUACAUCUGCAGUGAGUGCAACCGCACUUUCCCCAGCCACACGGCUCUUAAGCGCCACCUUCGCUCCCAUACAGGUGACCAUCCAUAUGAAUGCGAAUUCUGUGGCAGCUGUUUCCGGGAUGAGAGCACUCUCAAGAGCCAUAAGCGUAUCCACACGGGGGAAAAGCCCUAUGAGUGCAAUGGCUGUGGAAAGAAGUUUAGCCUCAAGCACCAGCUGGAGACCCACUAUAGGGUCCAUACAGGUGAGAAGCCCUUUGAGUGUAAGCUCUGUCACCAGCGUUCCCGGGACUACUCCGCCAUGAUCAAACACCUGAGAACACACAAUGGCGCCUCCCCCUACCAAUGUACCAUCUGCACCGAGUACUGCCCCAGCCUCUCGUCCAUGCAGAAGCACAUGAAGGGCCACAAGCCUGAGGAGAUCCCACCUGACUGGAGGAUCGAGAAGACUUACCUCUAUUUGUGUUACGUGUGAAAGGCACUCCAGGGGAGUAGGAAGAGGAGGAAGUGGAAGAAGUGAGAGAGAGAUGGAAUCACUGAAGGACUGCACACACACACACAUAUACACACG
Molecule: messenger RNA, 2511 nt
Organism: Phascolarctos cinereus (koala)
Lineage: Eukaryota; Metazoa; Chordata; Mammalia; Diprotodontia; Phascolarctidae
Gene: ZBTB16
Product: zinc finger and BTB domain containing 16
Biological process (GO): regulation of transcription by RNA polymerase II
Cellular component (GO): nucleus
Molecular function (GO): DNA-binding transcription factor activity, RNA polymerase II-specific; protein binding
Source: RefSeq, a predicted model, not a curated record